AUGUCGUCGGGCGGCAUCCUCCCAGCCCUGGGCCACGCGGCCUCGGGCUCGCUUGGGGCCGCCAUCGCGACGGCGGCGACGUACCCGCUCGACCUGAUCAACACGCGGCUCAAGGUACAGCGGCAGCUCGCGGCGCGCGACGGCGGGAGCGCCGCCGGGGACGCCUACGACGGCGCGGUCGACGCGCUGCGGCGGAUCCUGCGCGACGAGGGCGGGCCGUCGGCCCUGUUCGUCGGGCUGGCCUCGGACGUGGCCAAGUCGGCGGCCGACUCGUUCCUCUUCUUCCUCUUCUACUCGUGGCUGCGGUCGCACCGCCUCCUCGCCGGCGGCGGCGGCGCUCGCGGAAAGAAGAAGGGGAAAGGCCUCGGGCCCGUCGAGGAGCUGCUGGUCGGCGCCGUCGCGGGCGCCGCCGCCAGGGCCCUGACCAUGCCCGUGGCCAACGCCGUCGCGCGCAUGCAGACGGCCGCGCUGGCGGCGGACCGGUGGAACGCGAGGAAGGGCGUGACCGGCGAGCUGCGUGACAUGUGGGGCGAGAAGGGAUUCGCGGGUCUCUGGGCUGGGUACUCGGCCGCCCUUGUCUUGACCCUGAACCCUAGCAUCACGUUCUGCCUGGACCAGGUCAUCCGGAGCGUUGUCGCGGGCGGUGGCAAGCCUCGUGGUGGCGGUGGUGGUGGUGGCGGCAGCGGCGGAGAGGGAGGCGACUUUGGCGGGUUCGUGACCUUCCUCAGCGCGGCCGUGAGCAAGGCCGCGGCGACCGCCAUCACCUACCCUUUCCAGAUCGCCAAGGCGCGGCUGCAGAUUUCAAACCUGAUGGCGUCACCGGCCGUGCCGAGGGCGCCGUCGCCGCCCACGCCGCCGCCGCCUUUCGUCCCGCCCGUCAUCAUCGAGCCCACGCCACCGCCCGAGUCCGAGAGCAGGAGGGACGACGUGGUCGAGGAGGUCAAGGAGGCCGUCGUGUCGGCGGCCCAGACCGUCGGGACCGGCGUCAAGAAGAUGGCGCACGACAACAUCUUCACCAUGCUCCUGCACAUCUCCAAGAGCGAGGGCCCGGGUGCCCUGUACGACGGCCUGGCCGGCGAGCUGUUGAGGGCCUUCUUUGGCCACGGCAUCACGAUGCUAUCCAAGGACCUGCUGCACAAGCUGGUCGUGCGAUUGUAUUUCGGCCUCAUCGCCGCCCGGAGGACCAUCGAUGACAGGCGGCGACCACCUGCCGAUCCGCACGCGCGGGACCAGACGCUGCUCGCCCUCGUUGAUCCCCACCCGCACACGCCGUCACCGUCGUCCCACACUCGGGUUGGCAGUGUUGCCGUUAGAGGACACGGUCCUCCCGACUAUUCGGGUCGCCAUCCCACGAGCCAAAAAGACCGAGAGUCGGCGAGGCAGGCCAGCUGA
This is a messenger RNA of Gaeumannomyces tritici R3-111a-1, 1392 nucleotides long. RefSeq lists its product as hypothetical. The record is from RefSeq and is a predicted model, not a curated record. The coding region runs from base 1 to 1392 and encodes 463 amino acids. Lineage: Eukaryota; Fungi; Ascomycota; Sordariomycetes; Magnaporthales; Magnaporthaceae. The transcript is spliced from 3 exons.